Molecule: messenger RNA, 2464 nt
Organism: Medicago truncatula (barrel medic)
Lineage: Eukaryota; Viridiplantae; Streptophyta; Magnoliopsida; Fabales; Fabaceae
Product: protein GRAVITROPIC IN THE LIGHT 1
Exons: 2
Coding region: 745-2142 (465 amino acids)
Biological process (GO): negative gravitropism; response to red or far red light
Source: RefSeq, a predicted model, not a curated record
AUAUAACAAUGAUCCCUUGUCAGAUAUCUGAAAUUAAACAAUCAAGAUUAAAAUACUGCUGACAUGUAAUGAUAACCCAACUAAAGACGCUCUCCUACAGAGAUUUUGCCAUAUUCACACAUUUGAGAUAUCAAUGGUCGUUAGAUCAAGAUCAGUCAGUUCAAAUUCAAGUUCGAUAUUUAAAAUUAUAAAAUAAGAUUUAAGAUCUCAGUUUGGACAGUCACUGAUGUCCUGAAUGCAGCAGUUUUUCAUGACUGCUUAAUCCAAUUUCACAAAAGGUAGUUUUAUUGAAUUUAGUUUUGGAUUUAACUAUUCCUUUUAUGUUAGGAUUCCUCUUUCAAAGGAAAUGGGUAGUAACUAUUAAGUGAUAUUAAUGCUGAUCAUGACUGUAAUCAUUCUUGUUUUGCCAAAACACUAACUAAUUAAGCUGACCACUUUACAAAUAAAUUCUGGUUACUUUGAAUGGUGGGCCAAUUCUCUUUUUUAUGCUAAACAAAGCCUGAAAAGCCUAUCCACAAUAAAAUAAAAUAUGUAGAAAUAAGGACCUUGUUUUUUUGGAUUGAAAUUGAUGUUCAAUUUGACCUUGAAGCUUUGCUUUUCACUGUAUACAACUUUAUUUUUGUAUGUAUAUUGUACACUUUUUAAUACAUGUUUUGAUCAUGUCCUUUAUAGCUUUCUAAACAUGCUUGUUUAGAAAUGUCUUUUGAGGUCUUUGAUAUUAGUAAAGCAAAAAACUUUUGUUAGAUGAAAGAACAAAAAGAAACUCCAACCUCUAUUAAAGGCCUUGAUAUGGAUUCUGUGAAGCAUUCAGCAGUGACACCACACAAGAGUAAACUGGUUCGCACUUUAUCGAAGAUUCUUCGUGUAAAAUCAAUGACUGGAGUUGCAGAAGUUGAUGGACUGAAGAAUUUUAAAGUUGAUAUUAAUCUCAACCAUGAAGAAGAAGAUGAAGAGCUUAAGAAAAAAGUGGUCACAGAAGCUUUGCUUUCAAAAGUUUUUGCUAGCAUUUCAACUAUAAAAGCUUCAUAUGCUCAGCUACAACAUGCUGAAUCCCCUUAUGACCGUGAUGGAAUUCAGGAUGCUGAUAAAUUAAUAAUCUCGGAAUUGAAGACCUUAGCUGAGUUAAAGCAAUGUUGGUUCAAAAAACAAUUCAAUUUUGAUCCUUCACCGGAGGUAGCAAUUGUUGCAGCCGAAUUAAAGGAGCUGAAGAGUAAUAUAAUAACCCAUAAAAUCGUGGGGAAGAAGUUAGAAUCGAAGUCGCUUCUUAAGGAUUCUGAGAUAAUGUUUCUUAAAGAGAAGUUAGAGGAGGCAAAUAAACAGAACAAGUUAAUUGAAAGGAGGUUAAAUCAAAGUGGUUCAUUAUCAUCUCUUGAUAAUCUACACAUCUCAGGACUAAGUCCUACACAUUUUAUAUCUGCACUUCACCACACGGUUAAAUCAAUUCGAAGCUUUGUGAAGUUGUUGGUUUAUGAAAUGAGAUCUGCUGGUUGGGAUAUUGAUGCAUCUGUGAAUGCUAUUAUUAAAGAAAAUGUUGUUUAUAGGAAAGAAGAUCACAAGUGUUUUGCAAUCGAGUCUUUUGUUUGUAGGGAAAUGUUUGACUCUUUCAACCUCCCUUAUUUCGAUAAUCGCAAUGAUUUUCUUCCUGAUAAAAACAAAACACAAUUUUUCUUUGGGAGGUUCAAUGAGUUAAAAUCAGUGAAUGCAAAGGAGUUUCUUGCUUUGAAACCAAAAUCACCUUUUGCCAUCUUUUGUUGGGUGAAAUACUUGAGACUAGUUCACUCCAAAAUGGAGGCAUCAUUCUUUGGUGACAUGAAACAAAGGAAUGUUGGAGAUUUUCCCGAUGACAACAACUUGUUCACGUCAUUUGCUGAAAUGGCCAAGAGGGUAUGGCUUCUGCAUUGCUUAGCAUUUUCUUUUGAGCCUCAAGCUGAAAUCUUUCAAAUAGGGAAAGGUUGUAGAUUCUCUGAUGUAUACAUGGAGAGUGUUGUAAAUGAUGAUGAAGUAGCACAAGCAGAUGAACUUGAGCAACAAGUUGCUUUCACUGUAGUUCCAGGUUUUAAGAUUGGUAAAACUGUUUUACAGUGUCAAGUUUACCUCUCACAGUUAUUACAUCCACAAGCUCAAGUGAAAAGAAAAAUGUAACUUCCAUGAAACAAAGGUAGCAGCAGCAGCAGCAACUGUGACCCCACAAUUAUAUUCCAUAGGACAUGGUCUGUGCUGUGGGGACUGAGUCAGCUUUGAUAUGGUUGUCCAUUUGUAUUUUGGCCAUUUGCAAUAGGAACCGUCCUUUUCUUCAGAAUGUUUUUUAUUUAUUAUUAUGCAGUUUAAUCAAAGGACAUGACCCAAAGUUUUGUUGAUAUUAGGCCAAUAACAGGGAUUGUUUAGCUGUUAUGGUAUCGUUUACAUGAUCUUGCAUAUGUUAAAAGUAGUAGGUGGUAAUUGUUAGCUCUUGUUUCAUUUUUUA